GGAGUGGCGGACGAUAGAAUGGAACGGCUGGCGCAUCCCGAGGGGUUCUCCCCGGCGGGGUUGAAGGUGCUGGUCGUAGAUGACGAACCGCUGGCGCUCAUGAUUGUCGAGCGCAUGUUGCAAAUUUGCCAGUACACGGCUUCCAGCCUUGCAAGGAGUUUCAUGUUCGCGGAUUUCACGAAAGUGUUGCAUUGGAAAUUUGUUUCUCUGUUGGAACCUGAAGCGAGUUUCGAAUGUGUCUUGGAGUUUAAUUAUGACGAAUUCCGGGCGGGUCGGUUCAAGUGAUAAUGGGUUGUGAAUUGGUGUUCAACAACCCAUUCAAAUAGCCUCGUCAAAGUUGAAAUGUCUGUAGCAACCCGUCAGCUCAAUUGCUCAGUACAUACGGGCGCCUACGAAGUUCGAGGUUGAACUCGAACUGUGGGUGUCACCUUCGUUGAACGCUGACGUAGUGUGCAUAUGAGUUCUAAAGGGCCCAUUGACAGUGAUCUUUCAGCCAUAUAUAUUGCCCAUUAGCAUUGUUGUGCUUUCAGUUACAAAAGUGCCAGGUAUCAUCAUAUAUAUGUAGCUCUUAUUUCGGUGUUUGGAUGUUAUGUGGGGUGAUUGCAGUGACCACAUGUAAUAGUGCCACUAAGGCCCUCGCAAUGCUGCGAGAAAACCGCAAUUAUUUUGACCUAGUCAUAAGCGAUGUUUACAUGCCAGACAUGGACGGUUUUAAGCUCCUUGAAGCGAUUGGGCUGGAGUUGGAUUUACCUGUGAUAAUGAUGUCGGGAGACGGAGAAACCGAUUCUGUCAUGAAGGGAAUCAGGCAUGGUGCUUGUGAUUAUCUCUUGAAACCUGUCCGCCUUAAAGAGCUCAUAAACAUCUGGCAACAUGUGGUACGCAAGCUUGUUACACCAAGAGAUAUUCCAAAAGAGGAAUCAGGAGAGUGGGAUGAGUUUCCAAAACAUCAGGAUAAUGCAGAUUUUGAUUCAACGGCACGCAAGAGAAAGGAGAGGUCGGAAGAUGUAGCUCAACUUGUGGAGGAUGUGAAUAAUUUGAAGAAAGCUCGCGUUGUCUGGUCUGCGGAACUACAUCAACAGUUUGUCAACGCCGUUAACUACUUGGGUGUAGACAAGGCUGUGCCUAGGAAGAUACUAGAUAUUAUGAAUGUUCAAGGACUUACACGGGAAAAUGUGGCGAGUCACUUGCAAAAGUACCGAUUGUACUUGAAGCGGUUGAUUGGGGUGACACCACAGCCGUAUCCUGUAGCCUCAUUUCAGGCCGCUGAAAAUGGUACCUUCGGGGGGACUAUGCAAAUACAACCGGGGGGGCGCCCCGCAGCCUCUACCAGCACGAAGGGUCUAAACCUCGGUGGUGGUGCAUCAAAUUCUUCCAUAGGUGGAUUAAGCCGGAGUGGGGUACAAAUUGAUGCUGCUACACUGAACGCGUUGGUUCAGCUUCAAAGUCUUCAACAACAAAAGCAGCUUGGUCCAACUGCUGCUCGGAGUGGCCUAACCACAGAUGUCGUGAACUCGCAAAUCCCAGCUGAUCCGACAGGGCUCCAGAGGCUGGAUUCUUUUGAACUUGACCUCCUGAUGAAGACUCAACAUGAUGCGAGUCGGCAGCGAGGUAGUGGUGGUAGUACGGAUCUCGCAGAUUUGUUGAAUUGUAGCAAGGAUGCUCUACCUUACAUGAGCAACUUGAGAGGACAGUGUGAACUUAAGCCUGCUGUCAUGGGCUCUACAAAUCCCCUCGUUGGUAGUGAGCCAAUGACAGCCAUGUCAAUGAGUAACUUGCGAGGUGUUGACGACGGUGGUCCCAGUUUGGGAAGCACGGAAGCAGGAAGAAGUCAUAUGGUGAAUAAGUUGGGUAGAGAUUUUUCGAACUCAUCGCCAGCGUUUUUCUCAUCUACAUCGCGAAGUAAUGGUGGUGCCGUCUCGGACAGUAGCUUCAGUACCAACUACGGUGACAUUCCUGAUGGGCCUCCUAGUUUUCUGGUUGCGUCACCUCCAGAUUUGUCUCUCUUGGGGCAACUACAAGCCUUUGAUCAAGUAGAGUUUGAUUAUGGCCAAUUAUCCCAGCCUCGACGGUCAAUGUCAUACUCUAGUAAGACGUAGAAAGCCAGCUUUUUCACUGUAACAUCAGCGCCACCUCUUAUGAGUGAUGCAUUGCCACUUUCUAAGGCUCUAUUUGAGAGAGGCUUUCCAGGUUCGAAUUUGAAGAAUUCAGGUUCAGAUGUGUCCAGAGGCCAUUUAACGGUGGACUUGGGUGCCGGUGGAAUUACUGCUACCCUUUCUCCGAUUGCUCUUUUUUGCUUGACUUCUAGCACCUUGGCUACCCCAGUGCAAGUUGACUUUAGAUUAUCAUGCUGUCCAAGGAUCCCAUUCAUUAUUGCCAGAUGGAAGAGCUCUGAAGGUUGUGCUCUUAGGAGCUGUACUUUUAUGUGUUGUCCGUGUCGAAGAGGGACCCAAAGUAGAAUGGAAAUGGAACUAUUUGCAGUUUGCAGGUUUGGAAGAACUUUUGAAUUGAGAUUGGAAAGGUGUGACCUCUUCUUCGAAGGCAAGUGCACGGGACACAGCAUGUAAAGCUAUUUAAAUUCAAAGUUAUCUAUAAUGCAUGCAGGGAGUUUUCUUGGUUACAUCCCUAGUGUACAGUUUAACUUCUUUUAUGAAACCAGUACCUCAUGGACCAUGUGAACCUUCCGCUGAAAAGUGAUACUAUGACCUUGUAAGUGUAUUCCUCAUGAUUGCUUUAGCUCGUAGGUGAUCGCUAAUUUUGGAACUUAGUUUGACUUCUAAUGUUUACUACUUAUUUUGAUUGUUUUAGUUGCCAUAUGAACUCGUGUUCCAUAUUUAUGUCCAUCAAAGGAACUUGUGUGAUUUUAAUUUUAAACUUUGUAAUUGAGACAGUUUCUCCCACUA
Physcomitrium patens is the source of this 2900-nucleotide messenger RNA. Lineage: Eukaryota; Viridiplantae; Streptophyta; Bryopsida; Funariales; Funariaceae. The record is from RefSeq and is a predicted model, not a curated record.